This is a messenger RNA of Phaeodactylum tricornutum CCAP 1055/1, 1876 nucleotides long. RefSeq lists its product with no specific name. The coding region runs from base 293 to 1876 and encodes 527 amino acids. The transcript has 3 exons. NCBI's taxonomy places the organism in Eukaryota, Bacillariophyta, Bacillariophyceae, Surirellales, Neidiaceae. The record is from RefSeq and is a predicted model, not a curated record.
CUGGUUCUUUGUAUAAUAGUACCUACCGGUGCCAACAACGACAACAACACAACAACAACUUCAAGAUUGGGUUCCAGUUGAUUCAAAAGGUAACAAGUACUCUGCCAUUGUAGGUCGUAGAAUAGGUGAGGCGCAACCUACCAAACUCCAAACUAGUAACAACAACACGUUGUCUUGGGAGCCAAAGAGUCUUUUGGGGGUUUUUCUCUCUGAUUCGUCUCGAGCUCGGGAGCUUCUCCGUUGUACUCACGCUAGGGGGUAGAAAAGGAAUUCUUCUUUCCUGUCGUGAACAAUGGCGACAUCCACCAAUCGGGAACAUUGGUCGCAUCCUCCGGCGGUACACCCUGCCCGACCCCCCGUAUACGACUCACCCGGAUGGUCUCACGGAGGAGGAGGAGGAGAACCCUACGAAUCCUACGCUGGGGGACCUGCGGCGUACCGGGGAUCCUCUGCCGCCACGUACGGCGCACCGUCCCGGAGGGCCGCCUACCCUCACGUGCCGGUGCGUCCACCCCGACCUCACGACUUUGCUCCGCCGCUUUCGCGUUCCGGUUGGAGACCUCCGGUAGCCACGGAACGACACGUGCGUGCCAACACCAAUCCUCCGCACAAGUCGCCUCCCAAAGCGGGAGAUACCGGUUGUGCGACCAGUGCCUCUACCAAUCGUGUCAGUAGCCGUACCAAGAAAAAGGAUGCGGAUCCCCUGGCGCUGCUCGCCAAGGUGAGUUCCACCAUGGAAGACGACGAGGACGAAGAAGAAGUAAAGGAAGCUUCCCCUACAUCCCCUUUACAGCGCCGCAGUCAGGAAGUCCCCGUGGCGACCGCUACGCCCAAGUCCGAUCCGUCGACCUACGUUCCCCGACAGCCAGCGUACACGUACGGUCCCAAGCCCAUUACGCCCACCGGAAACUACUCUCCCUACGAUGACGCUCCACAGUACCAUCAUCACCGGGGACCGGCCUAUCCACCACCACAAACCCGGGGAUCGUUGCCCCCUCAUCCGUAUCCACCGCCUUCCUACCUUCCGCACGCUCGAGUCGGUCCUACGGAAUGGGACACGGGACGUCCCGUCAUGGUGGAGCGUACCUCUUUUGAUAGCCACGACAGUGGGGACUACAGUCGCGGAGCGCCACCACGCUACUACUACGAUGGUCCGGACUACGGACCGAGUUCGCCGCCACAGCACUACUACGCUCGCAGUGGUUCGUACCCUCCCUCGUAUGGUGGUCCACCACCCCAAUGGGGAUACGAAGGUCCGCCGUCACACGCUCCAUUCUACCCCCCGCGGGGUCCCCCCACCGCGCACGGCGGACUUUACGAGCGACCAGGUCCGGAGCGAGACGCGCCACCACCCCCGUACCAGUCCUCGACGGCCGCACCCUACACAUACGUGCAACAACCAACCCUGGAAGAGAAAACGGUUCUGCGCAAAAAGUUUUCGUGGAAACAUUAUCCAGAGCUGGAACGAUUCUUGAUCUCGCAUCGCGACGAGUAUUUGGAACAUUCCAGUAAGAACUACACUGCGGAACAAAAGACGUACAACAACUGGUUGACCAAUCAGUUGCUCCAUUUGGCUGCCCAACACAACUACCAGUUUGAUCCGCAAGCCUUCACCUUUGUUGCCAUUCGCGAUCGCAUUCGUUGCUACUACAAGUCCUACGUCCAGACGGCCCGGAAACGAGGACUGCCGCUGCCGACUACUCCAUCCAUUAAAAAGACCAAGUCGCCACGCGACGGCGACGAAGAAGUGUCUUUGUCGACGCCGCCAGUGGAAUCCAAAGGUGUGACGUCAUCAGGCAACAAUGAAGGCGAGACUGGACGAGCGGCGAACGACGCGAUGACAACCGAUCCUCGGGAGGAUUCCGGAACCGAUUGA